CAUGGCCUCUGCUGCCCACGCGCCUGCCGCUUCCGGGUCCCCGAGGGGAUUUGCGUGACGUAAUCAUGCCUCACAGCGCAGCGGGGUGACGUCACACGGCAUUGUGAUGGAGUUCCGACGUCAGCCUCCCACCCCCGGUACUGACUCUGCCGCGGGCGGGCCCACGGGCUCCUCCUGUAGCGCCCGGGGACUCUCCGGAUCAGCAUUUGAAAUGACUGCCCACCUGACCGUAUGGGAAGAUGUUUUGCACAAUGAGCAGCUCAUUCCGGAGGUAGCUGCAAUCGCUGUGGAUGCAGCAUUGCUUGAAGGAGUUCUGAUGAGGACCAAAGAGGAGCCCAGUUCAUCGAAUGUGGUGAAUUAUGCUCCCUUUACAUUGCUCCCAUCUGUAGUACCAAGCACCAUCUUUGAACAAGCCUAUGCUGUUCAGCAAGAUUUUAACCUACUUGUGGAUACUAUUAGCCAGAACGCGGAAUUCCUGGAACGCACUCUUGCUAGCACCAUCAAAGUGGAUGAUUUCACAGCUCAUCUCUUUAAAAUCUACAAGCAAGUUCAGAAAGAAGGGUUUGCUCAGUCAGUAUUCUUAGGAAUAAAUCGCUCUGAUUAUAUGAUUGACCAUGGCGCAGAUGGCACUCCAGCACUGAAGCAAAUCGAAAUAAACACCAUUGCUGCCAGCUUCGGAGGCCUUACUUCAAGAACCACCGCUGUGCAUCGGCACAUAUUGAAUGUUUUGGGGAAAUCCAAGGAAGCCUUGAAGUUACUGGACAAUAAUCCAUGCAAAGGGAUAGCCUUGGGCAUUGCGAAAGCUUGGGAACUCUAUGGUUCAGCCAGGGCUGUGGUGAUGGUCCUGGUUGCAGAUACCCAAAGGAAUAUUUUUGACCAACGCUGCGUAGAAAAUGAGCUGUGGACCAGGAAUAUCCGGGUGAUCCGGAGGCAGUUUGAAGAUGUGUUUGAAAAAGCAUCUUUAGAUAAUGACAGGAGACUGUACAUGGAAGGCCAAGAGGUUGCGCUGGUGUAUUACAGAGAAGGUUACAUGCCAGAGAACUAUAACAAACAGAACUGGGAGGCACGGUUGUUGAUUGAAAGGUCCAAAGCAGUUAAGUGUCCUGACAUUGCUACCCAACUUGCUGGGACCAAAAAAGUUCAGCAGGAGCUGAGCCAGCCAGGAGUCGUGGAGAGAUUACUGCCCAGCCAGACUGAGGCGGUUGCUCGGAUAAGAGCGACAUUUACUGGCCUCUAUUCCCUGGAUAUGGACGAAGAAGGUGCUAAGGUGGUUGCAAUGGCCAUUGCUGAUCCAGAACGAUAUGUCCUAAAGCCUCAGCGGGAAGGCGGAGGGAACAAUCUCUAUGGGGAAGAGCUCAAGCAACUUCUGGAGAAGAUUAAAGACAGUCCUGACAGGGCCUCCUAUAUCCUAAUGGAUAAAAUCAAACCUCAGACAUCGAUGAAUUACUUGCUCAGGGCUCACAGUCCCCUGAAAAUAUCCGAAUGUGUCUCUGAGUUGGGGGUCUUUGGUGUCUACGUCAGGCAGGGGAAGGACAUUGUGGUGAAUAAGCACGUUGGUCACCUCUUGCGAACCAAGGCAAUUGAGCAUGCAGAUGGCGGGGUGGCAGCUGGGGUGGCUGUACUGGAUACUCCCUAUGUGAUAUGAAGAAGAUACCUCUCACAUCUGUCGCCCUAACUGCUGCCAGAAGAGCUGUGAUUUCCUUUAGGGUUUGAUUACUUCAGUGUCUUGAUAAAUGUUUAAUCAGGACCGCAGGGACAUGCCCUCCUUGUGAUCAGUGGGCCAGGAGGGGGUAUGUGCAAUCACACUUGUACCAAAUACUUUUGUGCUACUCCCCCCCUCCCCCUUCUUGUCUUUCCUUUUUAAUUCUUCCCUCAAAGUCUUGAGUUCUCAUCUCAUCUUUUUGCCUUAUUGAUAAGGAGUUGGGAUUUCCCUUGUACCCUCUUCAAGACACUAUAGCUGCUCAGUCACUCCUUAAGUGCCUAAUCCCAGAGGGUUAAAUGUGCCUUCCACAUUUCCUGCUUCUCAUUUAGUUGCUACCUAUGAGGGCAUUUGCUUUCUGGGCCAAAGGAAAGGAAGAUGGAGAACAAAAAUGAGGGUAGAUGGAUUUAGUUAAGGCCUCCCUCCCCCAGUGCUGCUAGCCUUUGUAUCAGAGAGAGAGCCUGGAGCACAGGGCCUGGUGUGAGGCCUAAACCAAAGUCAGCAAAAAAAAGCUAUGAGCGAAAUUCAUUCUCUUAAAAAGCAGAUGCUUGCUUACACAUUCACUGUCUGGUAAAUGAACGAGGCAAAGCAGAGCAAGCAUUGCUAAAACAGACAUUCCGAAGAAGUUUUAGGUACAGGGUAUUAAUGUAAACACGUUCCAGAAGGCUAGUACAGGUACACCACAACAUAGUUAUGGAAUAAACACAAUCCUAGGAGAUUGUACAGAGACACACCAACCCCAAGUAGGACAAAGAGAGGAGGCUAAAAUGAUGGAUGGAGAGGUCUUGUUCAAACCAGCACGAACAAGGUAUAGGGUUGGUAACUACCCGUGACGGGAUUGUAAUACGUAAUUUGAUUGUAUCAGUGUAUAAAAUGAGAAAUUAUAGCGGGGACAAUAGAAAAUUCUGCUACUGACUGAGCUGAGCCCAUGUCACUGGGCACUCGUGUUAGCAUACAUGUAACCAUAGAGCCAGGGUACUAAUGCUGUGUCUUAAGGGCAAUAAACCUGGCCAAGGGCCUUUGCCACCAAACAGAGUCUGGUCUUUCUGGGUAAUGUGGAGGUCUGCUGUACUAACUCUCUGUGCAGAGCUGGGACAGGGCACACACAAACUGAGCACUGGCUGACCCUGACUGCUGAUUUGGUAAGGGUGAGCUGUCCACUGUAGGACUUGCUGUCUAACAUAACACAAAACUCUGAGUUAGGGAACCUGCUUACCUUUCCCUUCAAAUCCCCACAGUGUUUGAUGAGGAAUAGACUUGCUGGGUAACAAGUGAAGACAGGCCCUAGGAGUUUAAAAAAGAAAGUGAGGAAAGGUGGACUGGAAUACUUAAGGCUAUGGUAGCCUAGAAGAAGAAGAAAAAAAGAAGUGUAGAAUAUUGAAAACUAUUGCCAUGGCUGUGAGAUGGCUAAGACAACAUGCAACAAAAUUGAUGGGACAAGUAACCAAAAUGAGAAGAAGUAACCCAAGCUGUCAAAGACUGGAACGCCAGGGCAUCAGGCAAUUCAGAUGCAUGAUAUUUUUCUGUUUCAUUUGCUCAAGCAUAAGAAUCUGGGAACCGCAAUAGAAAAUCUGCAAAAAAGUGCCAUCUCCCAGCAUAACUAUAGGAGGGCAAGAACAGACUGCAGGUACUUUCGUAACACCUGGUAUGUGGGGACAAAAAUGGGAGAAGGUGGCUUUAGCAAAAUUAAAAAUUGGAACGUGGGAUUGAUGGAGUGGGUGGUGCAAUGGGGACAUGUGGAAUGACCUAGACCAACCCCUAUCUAGCAAUCCUGGGCAGGGGCCACUGCACCAUCACCUUAUGAUAAGAACCAGGUCCUGGCAAAACCUAAACCGAGACAGUGGUACCUCUUAGAAUGGGAGAAGCAAAUGGGGAGGGGGUGGAAAAACACUCAGAUGGGUCUUUCCAAAGAGUGGAGAUUGAAUAGGCAAAGAAACACAAUAGUUAACAGGUUUCAUUAGACAACAUGGGUUGUGAACUGAUCACGGGUAAGGCUACGAUUAAGUGACGAGAUCGCACAAGUCACGGAAUCCGUGACUUCCAGCGGCCUCUGACUUCAGUCUGUGGUUGGGAGCUGCAGGGUCCCCUGUAGCCUGUGGGGGCAGGGAGCUGCUGUAGCCCUGCUGCCUCUAGUGGCCCCUGGAGUUCCAAGCUGCACUGGUUCUGGCUGCUGUGAGUGCUAGGGUAGCCCUGAGCUCCUGGCUGCCGCAGGCUGUGGAGAAUCCCUAGAGCUCCCAGCCCCCGUGAGGGAACCUUUGAGCUCACAGGCCCCCAGAGCUGUGAACAGCAGGGGUACCCUGCAGCUCCUAGCCCCCACAAGUGGCAGGGGCACCCCACAGCUCCUGGCUGUGGGGGAACUGCCAGGCUCCUAGCCACCGUGGGCCCUUGGAGCUGCAGGCAGCGCGGGUUCCCCACAGCUCCUGGCUGAUGCCACAGGUGAGGGCACCCCACAGCCCCCAUGGGCAGUGGGGGGCCCCCAGAGCUGCUUGCAGCAGGGGUACCUGGCAGCUCCUGCUGACACUGGAGGUGGGGGCAUCUGAUAGCUCCUGGCCCCCAGGGGCAGCAGAGGGACCUGCAGAGCUUCAGGUGGCAGGGAUACCUUGCAGUUCCUAACCCUGUGCAGCUUCCCCAUUUCAGGUGGUGUGGGGACUCUCAGAUCCCAUUUUGUCCUGGAUAUUUUUAGUAAAUGUAAUGGACAGGUCAUGGGCAAAAAAGAAAAAUUCACGGAAGCCGUGAUCUGUCCAGGAUAUUUACUAAAAAUAUCUGGUACAAAAUCUUAGCCUUAAUCAUGGGAGAAGGAGAGUAUAAAGCCUCAAACUAACAAAUCUAGAGUCAGUGCGUUAACACCUAGAAUUGAUACAUUACAAAUUAAUGAGCUAACUGCUCUGGUGGGAGCUGUAGGUCCCCCCACCCACCAGAAAAUUUUAGUGAGUUUUUGGUGUGGCUACAUAAAUGUUCACAAUUUUGCAAGCAGUAGGUAUUUCUAUAGCAGAGAAGGCAUUACUUUGGACAUUAUUGGAUCCAUAAGCACCUGCACUGUUAGGUUUGACGAUAAUGUUAUUCAGAUGAUUAGAUGGGUGACAACAGCACUUUACAUUAUCUUCAAGCAUGGCUGCAAAAAUUGCAAGGCGGCCUGGGGAGGCUCCCACACAAUUAGCUGAGAGAAUUCAAAUAUACAUUGAGGAAGGGAAAUUAGAACAAGAAACUUUAAAAGAUGCUGUGUUACAGGCAUUGCUCUCAGGUGUGGUGGAAUGGAUGAAAGCAAGGUAUGAGCAUGAAGGCAGACAUGCCUCUGUGUGGGGAAAAUAGAAGCAGCAAGGGGGAACUCUAGUAAAUGAGCUGCAAACACAACUAAAGCAGUGGAAAACAUGGAUCCUCUCCCCAAGGCUGGGGUUAGAGGUUGGGGAAUGAGUAGAGGCAGAGGAGUAGGAAGAAAUGGUGAAUGGAUGCCAGUGAGGCAGUUGAUACAGGAGAGUAGAGCUCUGAAAGGCUAGAUUGAUAAUUUAUAGGCACUGCUGCAAGCAUGUAGGAUUAGCAGGGACAGUGGAAAUAAAGAUAAGAAAACAGAGCCUCAGACGGUGGUAUUAAAUGACCCCAUCACCAACAAACAAAUGCCAUAGGACAGCCCUCCCCAGACUCGGAGUGCGUUUUCCAACAACCCAUGACUGUAGAUAUUUGGGGAUGGCCCCAUAUAAGCUUUGGAGUCGGGGACGGGCUUGUCAAUUUUUUAUUAGCUACGGGGGCAGGGAUUCCCAUAGUAAAAGAUGUGUAAUGCAUACCAGUUACAGUCAGUACAAAUGCAGGGACUAUCGGGAUAAACAGAAAGAUACCCUAGUUUUGUGUACAUGCAGUUCAGGAAAAGUGUGCCAUUGAAGGGAGCGAACAUUUGAUUGGAGCAGAAACAAUAAAGCAUUUGGGAAUAACCACUGAUUUCCCAAAUACAUGUCUCAGACAAGCUCUUACCAUGAAGCGUGGGGAAAAGAGGUUAAUCUGAACCCUCUAGGGUAGGGGUUGGCAACCUUUCAGAAGUGCUGUGCCGAGUCUUCAUUUAUUCACUCUAAUUUAAGGUUUCACGUGCCAGUAAUACAUUUUAACGUUUUUAGCGGCUCUCUAUGUCUAUAAUAUAUAACUAAACUAUUGUUGGAUGUAAAGUAAAUAAGGUUUUUAAAAUGUUUAAGAAGCUUCAUUUAAAAUUAAAUUAAAAUGCAGAGCCCCCCGGACCGAUGGCCAGGACCAGGGCAGCGUGAGUGCCACUGAAAAUAAGCUCUUUGGCACCGUGCCAUAGGUUGCCUACCCCUGCUCUAGGGCUGGAUGAUAAAACCAAAGAACCAUGCCGGAGUCCUGGGAAACUUGGCCUGAAAUACAAAAUGUGUGGGCUAAAAAUUCCCUGGACACAGAAAAAGUACAGACCAUAGUUACCUUGGGAGGGAGAUAUUCCUCCAUUCGUUAAACAAUAUCCAAUACCCGAGGAAGCAAAGGAAUCAUUAUGACAGGGCCUGACUUUUGCUCAUAGCCUGGUUUUUGCUGACUUUGGUUCAGACCUUGCAUCAGGCCCCAGGCUCUCUAUCUACUACAGCCUCCUGAGUCUGCGCCACGGAAUUAGCAGUUCGUGCUUGGGGGAGGCAGUGCUGUUUGCACUGGCGUGUAAUUAUGCCUUUUGGCACACAGGACAGGCCUGGUCUGCUCGUGCUGCCUAGUUCCUGUGUGCGGUGUAGUACAGAUUGGUUCCUCUUCACUCAAAGGAAUCAACUCACUAGCUUCAGACUGAGCAGGAAAAAAGUAGCUAAGCAGAACUGCAGUCUCCAUUCCAUGUGAUUUUUAACAGAGCUGCUCUGCUAUAUGGCAGUGCUUUAUCUGCUCAGUUUACUGCUUGCAACCCCCAGUCAUUUCACCCUGUCCAGCCAGCUGAUGGCUUUACUGUUACAGGCAAAACCAACUCUAGCUUGGAAAGAAGGGUCAUUGAUGGUAGCGGAAUAAAGUGGCCAGGGCUAAAAAAGUCUAUCUGAUCCCUCUGUGAUUUUAAGUAGAGAAGAAGAGUGGCUGGAUGAGUCUGGUCCCUUCCCCCAUGUCACUGUUACGUGAUUACAUUGCACACACAAAAACUACCUACACCUAGUGAGGUUGCAGAGUUAAGUGCAUCAGUGUUAGGAAAUUCCAGGACUAAGGUUGCCUGUGAAAUCUUAAUUCAGCCCCUGGUACAGUCUUUAAUUAAUUUAGUCUUUAAGUUAAUUGCAUGGUCACAUGGUACGUUUUCAACAGGCCCGUUCCUCAUUCCGUGCACAGGAUGGCCAGCACUCACUGCGUGAGCAGCUGUUCGAUUUGUUGGUUUGUUGUUGUUGUUUAGUCAGUGGCCCCAGACCUUAUUUACUGCACACGUUUCACACCCUGGUCUCAUACAGAAUUGAGUUCCUCUCGGGGUUGGUACUCAUCACUAUGGUAUCCACACAGGGCCAGAUUAACUUUUUGUGGGCCUGGCUCCAAACAUGUUUGUGGCCCCCAUAGGGGCAAUGGAGCAUGGUGCAGGGAGGUCAGUCCCCAGAGCGAGGGGCCAGCCAGAGACAAUGGAGCAUGGCACUGCUGGGGCGGCCCUGCUCCCAGCCCAGUGCGAGGGCACUGUUUACAAACUGGUAGUUGCCAAGUGCACAGUGGCCCACCUGGCCCUGUGCAGCCAGUGUGCCCCUUCCCCUCAGGGGUGGGCCCAUGCUGUGCCACACAGCCUCCCUUGCCCAACACGAACACCACCAUCCCCAACUCCCUAUCGCCAGAGCGCCCCGCCCCAGACCUGCUAUGCCCAGCACCCCUUCCACAAAUGUACAGCACCCUGCACAUCACCACCCCAGCACACAACCCCAACACAACUGCCCAGCGCCCCACACAGAACCCCCAUUCCCUUGUGCCUCAACACACACAUCUUCCCUGCCCCAGAGACCCACUCCCCCAAGCCCUGCCUCCCAGCCCUGCUGGGAGGUGUCUGUAUCUGCUGGGCUGAGCCAGCAACACAGCUAGGACUGGUCCUGGGUUGCGGAAUCGCUCCUACCCCUUGGGAGUUUCACGAUCAGCCAGGCUAGUCCUGCCCCGGCCGGGCUCCCUCAGUACCUACUUGGCUGGAGGUGCCCAGUCAAGCCCCCCACACUGUUCCCUCCCCCCUAAAAUGACCAAGACUGGCCAGGCUUCUGCACCAGUCCCAGAUGGCUCAGCUCCAGGGAGACAGGCAGGGCCCCACAGGGAAGCAGGGACUAGCUGGAGGUACACUGGGGUCCAACUAGGGGGCAGAGAGGAGCUGGUGGGUGGGAUCAGGGGGUGGAGAGGAGCCCUAGGCUGGCCAGUGAGAUUUUGGGGGUGGGGGGGCGGGUUAUCCCCAGCUCAUUUUGAGAUGCCUAUGACCUGGUUUUUAAGAGUACUUAGCAUUUUAUAGCACUUUACAUAUUCAAACACUCCCAGCACCCAAUGCGUUCAAGCACUCCCAGUGACUGUAGUUGCAACAGAGUGCUCAGCACUACUGCAAAUCAGGUGCCAAAUCUCAAGGUGGGCACCCAGAAAAUGAGGCACACACCAUUACUGACCAUCUGUGACGUGCUUGAUAAUGACUUGCCUAGCAUCACAUGGGACUUCUGUCAGAGGUAGGGCUAGACUCCAGGUCAGUAAUCAAGUGCUAUAAGGAGACCCACCUUUCCCUCAUGCUCCUCCACCUCACAUGCAGCCUUAAUCCUGGAAUCUCCUACCUUUUGUGUGCUUGCCUGUGCCACCUUAAUGUUCUUUUUAACAUUGUUUCUGUGUGUAUAAUUUCCUAGAAAUCCCACCAUGUUGACACCCCCUGUCAUAGUAUGAUUCCCAAAUUUGGACCUUAGCGUCCAAAAUAUGGGUACUAGCAUGAAUUCCCCUAAGCUUAAUUACCAGCUUAGAUCUGAUAGGCUGCCACCAAUCAGGAUUCUGAGUACCUGAUAAACUCUGGUCUCCCCAAACCUUCCCUGGGGACCACAAGACCCAAAUUCCUUGAGUCUCACAACAAAGGGAAAUAAACCAUUUCCCUUCCCCCUCCUUUCUUCCUCCCAGCUCUUUCCCGCCCUGGGUACACUAGGAGAUCACCGUGAUUCAAUUCCUUGAAUCACCACACAGAGAGGAAUGAUACCUUCCCCCAGAGGCAAUCCAGAUUCAAGCUCCGUGAAUCUAAAACAAAGGGAUUCCACCCUUCCCCUCCCUUCUCCUUCCCUGUUAAGUACAGACUCAAUUCCCUUGAGCCUCAACAAGGGGAAAAAAAUCAGAUAGGUCUUAAAAGCAAAACUUUUAAUAAAAAAGAAAGAAAAAAUAAAAGGUCUAUCUCUGCAAUUUAGAUGGUAAAAAGUUACAGGGUCUUUCAGCUUAUAGACAAUAGAAAGAAAGCUUUCUCCAGCAGAAAUACAAUUUAAAAUACUUUCACUCAAAUACACGUUAAAACUCUACCAGCCAGAUACACAGUUGCAAAUACAGAAAAUUAAAAAGACUAAACUGUCUUUCUACUUUUGUACUUACAAAAUUGAAACAGAAGAUUAGAGAGCCUGUAGGUAUGUGUGGUCACUCUCAGAGCCUAGAGAGAACAAAGCAAAACCCCCAAACUACAAAACAAAGGCUUCCCUCCACCGAGAUUUGAAAGUAUCUUGUUUCCUAAUUGGUCCUCUGGUCAGGUGGUUUUUUGGUUCCUGUUUGUUAACCCUUUACAGAUAAAAGAGACAUUAACCCUUAACUAUCUGUUUAUGACACACCCCCCAUGGUGCAUCAGCAGGGCUGGCACCUUAGCUCCACCACACAGACCCCUGGCAGCUGAUAGCAAGAGUAGCUUGUCAUCCUGUGUGUGGACAGCGCUGUAGGGGAGGGGACACCAUAGCCAGUGGGUUCUACAGGUAUUGGCUGACAGCACAGGAAUGGUGAGAUCUAUGAAUUUUGUGGUCUAGUGUUGGCUCUGGAGGGGAGCAUUCUCUACUUGGCCAGACUUUUCUGCUUGAUUGUCUCCCCCUUUGGCCUAUUCUCUCCACUUUGUCCCAGUCCUCCUCUGCCCUCAGCUUCCCCCUGGCUCUUUGUCCCAGGGAAAAGCCUUCUGUGCCCCCAGCAAGCACUCUAUGCAAAUAAGUUUAAUUUUAUGCAAAUUAAGCUACUUUUUUUGGUCAGCAAAUGUUGGUAGGUGCAGCAUACACAUCCAUUAUUUAGGGUGAAUGACAUUACAAGGCUAGUGUCGUUAUAAAUCCCUAGGUUAUACCCACCCUGGAAAUUCAGUUAAAAUGAAACAUAAGAGAUAUAGGCCUGGUCGGAUCUAGAGAUGCCCUGGGAAGGCACCAGACAGCCUUAGCGCUGCCCUAGAGUGAGGGCCACCAUGGAGGGAGAAUAUUCAAUAAAGCCAACGGUUUGGUAAGACUCCAUUUGAGCUGUGCCUACAAACACCAUAGGGCAUGAUUCAUACUUGCAUGGUCUUACUACAGAGCAGAGUUACACGUGUGAGUGGCUUAACUGUGUGUUUAACGGUUUGGGUUUAUUUAAGUAUAACUUUAACUCUGAAUUUCUUGAGUUCAUAAUGCUCAGUUUGGGGAUAAUUACAGCACUCUUAUCAUGCCGAUUGCCCUGACUUACUAAUGUCUUCUCACCUUUUGCUGAAUUUUAAUGUCAUUUUUAUCUAGGCAUAUUAAGUUGUACUGCUGCAUUUGCUAGUGCUGUUGUACAUUUGUACCUGAGGACAGGGGUGCCUGGAGCAUAUGGCUCGGCCUCCUUAAUUUAGUAUUUGCAUAAAUCUAACUAAACAAAUAGCCCAGGCCCAGCCCAUUUUCUCUGCACAUGUGCUAGCGGAGGCCUGUUCCCCACUUUGCCUGCCCCGCCUGCAUCCUGUUCCAUGUCAGACCCUUCCACGCACCCCUAGAAAAGGCCUCUCUCCGCCCCCAGCCGGCUCAAGCCCUCCCCUGAACGCCUUUCCUCCCUUUCUGUCCCCGUCCCCGCCCAUUGCUGUGACAACACACAAUGCUGGGGGCAGGUGAGAGUAUCACUGACGCAGCACUGUUCUGUGGGUGCUGUGCCUGGAAUCGCCCUGCUGCAGCCGGUAACAGUUACAGACUCCUCGACAUGAAGGGCAGAAGGGCCCCACGUGAUAAUUUCGCAGCACUUUCCUGAGCGAUUGGUCUGACCCUCAUGUUGUGAUAAAGUCUGGUGUUGCCUCCUCAUAACCAAGGCUCUCUCCUGCUGCAGGGCUGCAGCUGUAGUACAGACCAAUAGCACGCACUGCACAUUCACGGGGACUUCCCUAGUUCUUACCCGCUGAGAAACUGGCACUAGGGAACACCAAACGCCAAGGCUGGGCUAUGAAGAGCUGCUAGAUCACUGGCUCUUAGGGUGGCCACACACCCUCAGCAGGUGGCACAUCUCAAGAAAAGGCCUGAGCUGGAGGCAGCAGCUCAUUUCCAUGAGUCCCCUGCAUGCAACUGUUGGCAAUUGAGCCCCCAUGCCCCAGUUACUGUUACACAGAGAGGCAGAGGCCUCUGGAAAAGAUCCCUGCUUCCCCUCUCUGAUACCCUCCAUGAGAGGGAGCAGACCAGCCUGGCCCCUGGCUGCAGGAGAUAAUAUGGGAGUGGAGGUCAGAGAGCGGCUUGUGCCACACUCUGGGUCUGAGCAGCCCCAAAGGCCAUGGGAGUGUGGAUUGGGUGCUGAACUGCAUUGCUUGGGGCCCACUCUAGGCUGAGGCAGGAGCCAUUGAGACCAGCGUGAGUGGGGUGAGGCCAGCAGGUCAUAACGAUAGGGUGGGGAACCCGGAUAGUUUAAUAACAUGAGAUUGUUUAGCUGGGACCAUCUGAAAGGACAUGGGUGUUGUGGGAGAGUUGAAGCACAGAGGUGAGCCUGGGCGGCUGACACUUGAGCCUGUUCCCCCCCCCCCACCCCCCGUGAUGCAGAGAAAAGAGGGCUAGUAAAGUCAUUUAUUCUGCACUGUUCUUCAGUGCCCCGGCAGGCCUCACAGGGAGGUGGGAAUGGGGCAUCCCAGCUCCCCGCGAUGUCAUGGGGAACAAGUGUUGGUACUGCCCACAUGAAGUCCGUUUAUCACAACUUCCCCUGGUGCCUCAGUUCCCAGGGGUGAUGGUCUCUCCCUGCAGGUGCAGAGGUUCCAGUAGCUCCUAGUCCCUCCUGCUGGGCCCUGGCCUGACGCAGAGGCUGUGGCGAUGAGCUCAGGCUGCAGUGCUGGGAGUCACCUGGGCCAAUACAGGUGCUUGGGAGAGCUGACCCUGUCCCGAUGCCCUGGUGGGGCUGUGAAAGCCCUGCCUCUGCCCUGUGUACGGGGAGCCCCAUACCACACAAGGGAGGCUCAUGGGGCUAGGGGCCACCUGGCUUCCUGGGGCCUUCUCAGGAAGGAGGUGACGGAGACAUUAGGCAUAAAAACAUCUCCUCCCUGAUCCAGACCACCAGGCUCCAUUGUGGCCAAUCCCCCCGAAUCUGUUAGGAUUUAGAUAGUCAGGCCUGUCUGUAAAGGCUUGUACAUUAAGAAUUUAUGUAUGUUCAGCAUUUAGCUAGUUAUAGAGGUAUAAAAGAGAAUCAGAAUCACCGUCUGACUGUGUAAGGGCCUUCUCUCACUGACACAGCCUGAGGCCCUGUUCUUAAGCUUUGGCUAAGCAGUGGAAGCAGCCAUAAAUGGGAAAGCGAAUAGUCAUGACCUCACAUUUCAAACCAGUCUCAUUGAAAUAAGGCAUUCAGGGGCUCUUAGAAAGGUGACCCGAUCUGUCACCUCCAGAGAAAGGGAAGAGCCUAGAAGACAUAAAAGGAAAUUUAGUUUGAUAGUUUUCUCUUUGGCAAGAACUCACUUAUCAAUAGACAUCGUUGCAAAACCCUUCUGUCUUUACAGAUGUAGUUGUGAAAGCCUCAUGUCUGUCUUGUUUUGUCAUUAUCGUUCUCACUUUGCUAUUGUUUAUUUGCAUGGUCUCUGUCUGGUUCUGUGAUUGUUUCUGGCUGCUGUAUAAUUCAUUUGGCUGGGUGUAAGCUAAUGAAGGUGGUGGGAUAUAAUUGAUUAGCUAAUCAUGUUACAAUAUGUUAGGACUGGUUAGGUAAAUUUCAGUACAAUGAUUGAUUAAGGUAGAGCUGAGAAUAUUACUAUAUAAAUUAGGGGCAAGCAGGAAGUAAGUUGAGAUUGAAAAAGAAGGAAAAAGGAACUUGGAUUUAAGCUUGCUGGAAGUUCACCCCAAUAAACAUUGAAUUGUUUGCACCUUC
Molecule: messenger RNA, 12904 nt
Organism: Gopherus flavomarginatus (Mexican gopher tortoise)
Lineage: Eukaryota; Metazoa; Chordata; Testudines; Testudinidae
Gene: GSS
Product: glutathione synthetase
Exons: 14
Coding region: 107-1645 (512 amino acids)
Biological process (GO): glutathione biosynthetic process
Cellular component (GO): cytosol
Molecular function (GO): glutathione synthase activity; glutathione binding; ATP binding
Source: RefSeq, a predicted model, not a curated record